Molecule: messenger RNA, 117 nt
Organism: Echinococcus granulosus
Lineage: Eukaryota; Metazoa; Platyhelminthes; Cestoda; Cyclophyllidea; Taeniidae
Exons: 2
Coding region: 1-117 (38 amino acids)
Source: RefSeq, a predicted model, not a curated record
AUGGGUUUAGUCUACAACGAAGACAGAAAAUCACCAUGGUACUCAUCUGCUGUGGGAAGCAUCUCGAAUUACGGAACCAUGGAGAAAGAGCUGGCAAUGGUGUCAAGACUGUUGUGA